AAGUCAGAAGCUUGAAAGCAGGGAAAUCCGGAUGUCUCAGUUAUGAAAUGAAGCAGUGGGAGUCUAAUACAUUUCCAGAAGACACCAUCUAGACUGGUGAUUGUCUGCUUCUAUUGCUGCCAGUGGCCACCCAGUGUGCUUCUCUGGCAUAUAAGGGAUUGGCAUAAUGGUCAAGUGCUUCAGCCUGAUGUUGCUUCUUACUUCCAUCUGGACCACAAAGCUCCUGGUCCACGGCUCUCUCCGCGCAGAAGAACUUUCCAUCUCAGCACCAUGCAGAAUUGUAGGGGUCACCCUUGUGAACAAAAAGACAACCCAGCAGCUGAAUUUCACAGAAGCCCAGGAGGCCUGUAGGCUGAUGGGACUAACUUUGGCCAGCAAAGACCAGAUUGAAGCAGCAUGGAGAUCUGGCUUUGAGACUUGCAGCUAUGGAUGGGUUGCAGAUAAGUUUUUGGUCAUCCCUCGGAUUCUCCCGAACCCCAAGUGUGGGAAGAAUGGGAUGGGUGUCCUGGUUUGGAGAAAUUCACUCAGCAAAAAGUUCUUGGCCUACUGUUACAACUCAUCUGAUACUCGGAUUAACUCAUGCUCUCCAGAAAUUACCACCACCAAAGAUUCCAUAUUCAACACUCAAGCAGCAACAUACACAACACAAAUGAUCAUCAGUGACAGUCCCGACUCAGCUUCAUCUACUGUUGCACCUUACUCUCCUACACCUACUCUUGCUCCUACUUCUGCUUUGGCUUCCACUUCUCGACGGAAAAGAAAAUUGAUUUGUGUAACAGAAGCUUUUGUAGAAACUAGCACCAUAUCUACAGAAACAGAGUCAUAUGUUGAAAAUAAAGCAGCAUUCAAGAAUGAAGUUGUUGGGUUUGGAGGUAUCCCCACGGCUCUGCUAGUGCUUGCACUCCUCUUCUUUGCUGCUGCAGCUGGUCUCGCAGUUUGCUACGUCAAAAGGUAUGUGAAGACCUUCCCUUUUACAAACAAGAAUCAGCAGAAGGAGAUGAUUGAAACCAAAGUAGUAAAGGAAGAGAAGGCUGAUGAUAGCAAUCCUAAUGAGGAAUCAAAGAAAGCUGAUAAAAAGCCAGAAGAGUCCAAGAGUCUGCCCAAAAAUACAGUGCGAUGCCUGGAGGCUGAAGUUUAGAAGAGAAAGAAAUGAGAGGACACACCUGAGGCUGAUUUCUUUCCUGAUGCAUAUCCUGGACCUAGAUGGGGAAACUUAAAGGGCCAAAGAACAAAACAAGAAAGUCCACCCUUGGUUCCUAAAUGGAAUCAACUCAGGGCUACCUUUGGACUAUGGAGUUCACCAAACGGAAUUCCCUUCUUCUUACUGCAAUCCUUUCUGGAUCCUAUCCUUCUACCUCCGAAGCUUCCCACACACAACCUUUCUACCUGGCUAUGUCCUAAUAACAUCUCUGUGGGAGAAAGGAGUUUUACAAAGCACAAGGACCUAAAACAGCUAAUCAGAACACAUUUAUAAAGAGGCUUCUCAGCUGGCUGACAAUAUGUGAGUUGAGAACCAAGAAAUUGUCGAGACCAAGGCUUUCUCUAUUGACUCCACAGGCCAGAUCCUUUCUUCAGCUCUGAAAAGGUAACACACAUCACCUGGCAUGCCCUUCUGAGCCAGGCAAGAACAAAAGAAGGAAGGAAAAGUUCAGCAACCAAAGGCCAUGGACAUUCCCAUGUGUGAGACCUGAUCUCUGUAAGCCAAAAUAAGUAGAGAAAAAGAACAAGGCUGAGGAUGUUGCCAGCAUAUUGUCAGCAGGGACUAUAAGUACAAACAGGGUGAAGGUAGUCAUCUCUGAAUAGUCUGAGUUGGAAUCACUUUUUAGAACACACUUUUCUCUUUCUCUCUCUCUCGCUGCUGCCAUUUUUUUUCUAGAAGUACAUACAAAGGACUCCCCCUAAAUAAAAUUCUCUUACAAAUUUUUA
Molecule: messenger RNA, 1926 nt
Organism: Hyaena hyaena (striped hyena)
Lineage: Eukaryota; Metazoa; Chordata; Mammalia; Carnivora; Hyaenidae
Gene: LYVE1
Product: lymphatic vessel endothelial hyaluronan receptor 1
Exons: 6
Coding region: 167-1138 (323 amino acids)
Biological process (GO): cell adhesion
Cellular component (GO): plasma membrane
Molecular function (GO): hyaluronic acid binding; transmembrane signaling receptor activity
Source: RefSeq, a predicted model, not a curated record